Molecule: messenger RNA, 6303 nt
Organism: Fusarium fujikuroi IMI 58289
Lineage: Eukaryota; Fungi; Ascomycota; Sordariomycetes; Hypocreales; Nectriaceae
Exons: 1
Coding region: 1-6303 (2100 amino acids)
Cellular component (GO): nucleus; cytoplasm
Molecular function (GO): protein binding
Source: RefSeq, a predicted model, not a curated record
AUGUUGCUGGACGAACUUGAUCUUCCGCUAGACGACGUCGUGGUCGUCGAUCGGUUGGCUAUUGCGGACUAUAACCAGUCUCACAUCCUGCCCCAAGAUGAGGCCACUUUGAAGAGAUUGCAUGACUGGCUCAGACCAACCAGGUAUGAAGGAGAUGGUAGUGAGCUGAAGAAGCAUAGCAGCUGUCAUUUGAAGGGGACUAGCCAGUGGCUCCUCGAUUCUCCCAUAUUUCAACAAUGGCAUAAUGGCCACAAUGAUGGGAUUCUGUGGAUUCGAGGUGUUCCCGGCACGGGCAAAUCGGUCCUUGCCUCAACACUGAUCCAUCGCCUCUCAUCCGAAGAUUGCCCAGUUCUGUACUUUUUCUUUCGUCACACCAUCCGAUCCAACCAUCGCCCCGAGUCUGCCCUCCGCGACUGGCUCGCUCAGGUCCUACCUUUUAGUCCUCCUCUACAACUGGCCAUAAGGAAUCUGAUCUCUCCGCCCAUCUGUCUCGACUUUGUUGACGAUCUGUCCUUGGUUGAGCUGUGGCAUCUCGUUCGACUUGCCCUGAAAAGCAUGCCCAGGGCCUACUGCGUUGUCGAUGCCCUGGAUGAGAUGGACAGUAAUGCCUUGGAAGAUUUCUUGCAGUUGAUUGAUCAAUUGGGCAACAUGCACCCUGAAAGAAUCAAGCUCAUAAUUACAAGCCGUCCUAUUUCGACGAUUGGGAAGAUCGUGCGAAACUUGAAGCUUUUGGACAUUCGUCUAGAUAAGAAAGCUAUCAAUCCCGAUAUAUCUACCUAUCUUGAACAUCGACUCGAUGCCUCCAAGAUAUCGCCUGAGGCCAGGGUUUCAGUCAAGAAAACAGUUUUCAAGAAGGCCAAUGGGUUGUUUCUAUAUGGCAAGUUGGCCAUGGACCAAAUUUCUGAGCUACAAACCGAAUCUGAAGCGGAAAUAUUCGAGAGCAUUGAAAGGAUGCCCAUCAGCCUAUCGGACAUGUAUAGAAAUCUCUUUAGUGAGCAUACGGACCGUACCGAACUCCCAGAAGGACUGCAAAUGCUCGUCUUGCAACUUGUCACUCAUGCUACUCGACCAUUGCGUCUUCUUGAGAUAUCCGACUGUAUCAGAGUAACCCAGCCCCAAUAUGGUCAAGAUACCGGAACUAUCAAGAACUAUGUUCGGACUUGUUGUGGACCAUUACUGGAAGUCCUUCCUGACGAAACUGUCCGCGUCGUUCAUCAUUCUUUGACUGAGUAUCUCUUCGGACUUGACCGAUCUCCGGAUGAUCACGAGAUCUCUGUGUUUGAGCCUGGCCCGACACACAAUCUUCUCGCAAACCUCUGCGUAUCAUAUCUUGACUCAGGCCAUCUGGACAAGAUCAAGUUUCAGGAUUACGGCCGCGUCAUCGAGAUUGUUAUGUCAACGAACCAAGAUUUACCGCCUUUUUUGAACUACGCGGUACAAAACUGGUAUGUUCACACUAAGGAAGCUGCUAGGCGAGAUUUCGCACAGGAAGAAACAAACAACAGAAUCCUUUCAAUGCUCAUGAUUCCAAAACAUGUAAAGCUACUAGCCACUCUGGCAGAGAAACCUUGUUGGGAAAAUGGCUUCCAACGGCACCGUGAUCCGGAAGCUCCCCUUGAAACAGAGGUGUUGAUUUUCGGCAUAAAGCUAGGGUUGACUAGUUUUAUUGACAGUCUACUUAAAUUUUGUGGCGAGGAAGCACUCAAGUUUCAUGGAUACUUAGAGAAUUACCCUCCAUUACACCAGGCUGUGAACGACGGAAAUCUAGACAUUGUCCGUUUGCUCGUUAGGCAUGGCGCCGAACUGGACGAACACGACAGUAGGGGAUGCACACCACUUCACAGGGCGUUAAGUGGAGGUGCCAGAACAAAAGGCAACCUACGUUCCGCUAUCGUCGAUUGCCUACUGGAAGCUGGCGCCGACCCGUGGAAAACGCAGGAGGAUAGCAAGAAAGCACCUCGCUUGAGGUUACCCAUUCAGGAGGCCUUUCUUGUCGACGAUAGGACAGUUCCUCAGCUGUUUCUACCAUCCAUCAAGACUCAAAAGCAGGCCAACAAGGCUUUGAGUUGGGUUAUCAAUGGCUUCAAGGACCUGAUAUUGAUGAGGGCGAUCUUGGAACUUGGCCUGGCAGGCAUCAACGAUCAUGCUGAUUCUCCAACCCCUUUGUUCCAGGCAUGCAAGCAGGUCGAUCCCAUGAUGGUCUCUAUACUAUUGGAAGCCGGUGCAGACCCAAACAUCUGCCAACUGCGCCCAAAGCCGAGACUACUAGCAGAGAGCAUAAAGCAGCGCAGAGCGCUUAGUGGUUCUCGGGAUGAAAUGGGGGGACCCAACGUUCUACACGCACUGGCAGCGCCUUACUGUGCAUCGAAAGAUCCAUACAGCAGCUACAAGCGAGCUUCAGCCUUUCCUAACAAAUAUCCACCUGAUGAUGAAGCUAUCCGAGAGUGUUUCCGUUUAGUUAUCAAUGCAGGUGCUAAUGUCAACCAUAUCGAUAGCGCAGAAAAUACGCCACUUCAUCUAGCGGAAAUCCCUCUCAUGGCACAACUUCUUCUUGAGGCUGGAGCGGACAUCACUGCGAUUAACUGGCGUAACGAUACGCCGCUUCACGCCUCCCAAGAUAUUGAUAUCAUGAAGAUAAUACUCAGCAAGACGGAUAUCGACAUCAGGGAUCGAGAGAGCAAAACAAUGUUUUAUCGGUUGCUAGAGAGAACAUGUGCCAGAGGACCCAAGGCACUCUCAUCAUUAGAGGGUGCUAUGCAGCUUCUUGAUCUCGGGGUUGAUGCUCGUAGUGUCGACGAUGACGGUAACACUGCAUUGCACUAUUUAGCCUCCACAGAAAAAGGGUUUGCUAGUCCUGAAGGGAUAAAACUUCUUGAGAGAUUAAUGCAGGACGGAGUAGAUCCAAACCUGUACAAUACAAGGGGCGAAGCUGCUGUUCACAGGCUGUCUAUGCAGGGUGACCCCUGCAGCAUUGUGUCUCCUCCGUGUUUGAGGAAAUUUAUUGAGCUUACAAAAGCUGAUAUCAACGGUAUGGAUAGCAAGGGCCAAACACUUCUCUUCAGCAUCAUUGAUAGGGUUCAUGUCAGCUUGGAAGAUUUGGUCAAGGAACUUGCAGUAGAAUGCAGAUUCUCGCAGGCCGACAUGACGAAAAACACAGAUAUUGAGAAGGGUGAGAGCUUUAUUUCUGUCAUGGCAGAUUUAGGGGCACGAUUUGAUGUGACGGACCAGCAAGGGCGGACAUUACUGCACGCUGCAAUUCGGAACUGUCGCAAUGGCAAGGAUUUCGAUGUUCUACAUCAUCUUAUCGAGCUUGGAGCUGAUCCUCUCCAAACUGAUCGCGAGGGAAACACAAUAUGGCAUGAGGCGAUGUCAAAAUAUGCCAACCAGGCCCUUGGAUCCCUCGGAUCACCGUCACUGGAGACUCUGCAAAGCAUCACAGAUUUGGGUAUAGAUCCUGCAAAAGCUAAUAAUCAAGGAAUCACGCCAUUUCAUCUCUUCUGCGAGUACAAGCAGCCGGCUUCAAACACCGUCUUAUUUGAGUAUCUGCUGCAACAGCUUGGAGAUGUCAACAUGAGAGAUAACAAUGGGAUUACUGCACUUCAUAUCGGUUCAACUUACUCUACUGACUUCACAAGGAGGCUUCUAGAGCGCGGUGCUGAUGCAACACUGGUUACCAAGGAGGGGAUGAAUGUCUUUCAUCUCGCAUCCCGGGGUCGACAGAGCAACACCAUUGGUCUUCUUCUGGAUUGGCUCAGAGAAAGAACAGCUAAGGAAGAGCUGCAGAACCUACUCAACCUCAAAGACAACUGUGGUCGGGCCCCGCUGUACUACGCUUGCGCCUCUGGUCGCUUUCAGUCCGUUGACCUUCUCAUCAAUGCUGGUGCGGUCGUCGAAAUGGAAACGUACGAAGGCUCUGCAUUGAGUGGUUGUGUAUGUAUCGAAGAGGAGACCAAGAACUGGCAGGAGUUUCGUUCCCAGACUUGCCCUGAUUCAGGUGCCGUGCUUGUUGAUGAUACAAAACGGCCCAAGUAUGCACCAGUCGAGGGACCGCUACUGGAAACUUUGGAUCUCAUCAUUGGCAACGCCGCUACACCAAACUGGCAUCUCCUUGAUAUGGCCAUCUCUGAGGCUGCUAAGUUGGCUAUGGAUGAGCAUCUAUAUCCCGCUGAGAAACACCGGCUCUCCUAUCAUCCAAACCAUGAUUACACCGUAGAGUGUCUCGUACAAGCACGAAAGGCUUUGGGCGUUGGAGGCGAGAUGCCUUGUGCGCCCGCGGUAAAGCAGUGCUUACAACGACGAGAAGAGAUAUUCAAGGGAGACUUUGUCGACAAGAAAUGUGAAUGCGGCAAAUGCUACAAGUUUCCGUGGCAUGUAAGCAAACUCAAGAGUUGGAAGUGCUAUAACGCUAUUCCCAACUACAUCAACGAAGUUUCCCCCACACCUGAAGACUUACAACCCGUUCUCGUCAACUUCGCAAAAGAUGGCAUGGCGAGGCUUCUUGAUACUUUGCUUACACCAGAAACAAUUCUCGGCCUUGGGAGGACGGAGUAUCAGAGCAUAUCUUCGCUGAUGCGUGCUGCAUGUGAAUCCACAGAGCCUAAUAUGCCAGUGAUCAGGCUUUUAGUAUCAAAGGGUCUCGAACUGGGUGAAAGGAAGCCACCAGAAUACGACUUUCUUCAUGUCCUGACCCGAGGGGGGGAACAUCCCUGGUGGCAUACAGGCGAGGCACUUCCCUACCUGAUCGGGCAAGGCGUGUACCUGGAAAGCAGAGAUGCAGGCGGACUCACGCCACUGAUGGCCAGUUUGGGCAACAUCGAGAAACCUGUGUGGACUCCUAAGGCUACGGAGAUGCUUCUACGGGCUGGUGCAGAUCCCAAUAGCGUGGAUUAUGAAGGCAAAUCUUGUCUUGCACGCGUUAUUGAUAAUAAGACAAUCUUCGAGAUGCUGAUACACCAUGGAGCUAUCGUCGACCCUUCCCUACUCACUUCCGCGAUUCUCUCCAAAGAUGUUGGUAUGGUAGAGAUGGUACUGUCUUCUGGUGCAGAUGCAAAUGUCUGCAGACCAUCAAGCCCGCCUUGUCCAGAUGAAGAAAGAUGGAGAAUGUAUUACAAAGUGGACAUCCCUGCCUCUUUUCGCGAGAUACACCCUCUCGAUAUGGUGAUUAGCGAGAUCGAUAGUGAGACUGCGAGCGAGAUUGACUGUGAGGCGUAUAUCCGCAUGGUCGAGAUACUGCUCAAGUUUGGCUCUAAUCCAAAUGCUCCCUUCCAUCACACAACAGUGGCGCAUAAGACACUGAGAAAUGCCAAGUUCAGUCUUCAUGUGCGGAAUAAAAAUGGUGCCAACCCCAGGGUUACUCACAGCGUCCGAAGGAAAUACUUGGACCUCAUUCUCCAGCAUCCGAUUCUCGACGUCGAUCUGAGGGACACUGCAGGUGUUCCAUUACUUCAUGUUGCUUUCAAGAAAGCUGAUGAAAAGUCAGCUCGAACACUGAUCGAUAGGGGCGCUGACUUAUAUGCAAGAGAUGAUUUUGAUCGGAAUAUCUUCCAUAUAGGAUCUACCCUCCUUUCCAAGAAGGCGCUAUUCGACUACAUUAUAGCUCGCGCACCAGAGCUUUUAGAUCAGGUCGAUAAAUGCGGCAGACCACCACUACACCAUGCGCUGGACGAUAGAAAUGAAUUUGGAUAUCUGAGCAGCCUGGAAAAAGUUGAAGAGUUUGUCCAAAUGCUCAUAGCUGCAGGAGCCAACAUUUUUGUAAGGGAUGAAAAUGGCAAUACACCCCUGCAUCUUCUUUUGCAGAGGGAAUGGAAACUACUCGUGGAUGAUCGUGGUGGUGAGGUUUGGCAAGGGUCUGUAUACCCAACAAUGGAGUUGCUUCUCUCGAAAGGUGCAGACAUCAAUGCACGAAACCAAAUGGGCGAGACACCUAUCUUCUCUUUCUUCCGCGAGGGCGAUCUCUACGUUGACAUGCCCAGAACUGAUUCCAACAAGGGAUUUCCGGCUCCGUUCAGGUACACCUCUAAGUCUGAGAGACAAGCCAUGGAAGAAAGACGACCAGUGCUAUGGGCGCUCUUCGAAAAGGCGGGUGUGGACUGGACUGCUAUUAACGCAAAUGGCCAGUCUCUACUUCAUCUUGUGGCCAGUCACCGAUGUCAAGGAAGUUGUUUCACGAGACUGGAAAGGUUCAAGCUUUUAAUAGGUAAAGGUCUGGAUCCUUUAGUGGAGGAUCAGGAGCAUCGGACGGCGUUGGAUAUUGCGGCUGCAAACGGGGGUUAUGAUAUCAUGGAGUUGUUUAAAACAGAGUAG